AUGUUACUCAAUGCCAACAUCGCCCUCUGCUCCUCAAAGGCCCUUUUAGUCCCGUACUCAUCAUGGCACGUACCCCGAUACCACGAAUGGAUGAAAGACCCGGAAAUCCAAGAAGCAACAGCCUCAGAACCCUUAACUCUAGAAGAAGAAUACUCGAUGCAACGCAGCUGGCGCCAAGACGCAGACAAACUAACCUUCAUCGUCUGUCGGGCGAUCACAACAGGCGCCGAAGAUGACAUCCCCAGUCAGGCAGAGCUGCAAGCAGAAAGUGACUCGCCGGCUACUAUGGUUGGUGAUAUCAAUCUCUUUCUGCGCAUCGAUGAUGGCGAGGAGGGCGACAGCCCGCCGCAGAUAGUCGGCGAGAUCGAGCUCAUGAUCGCUGAGAAGGUCAACCAGCGACGCGGGUUUGGGCGCGCUGCGCUACUCAUGUUUAUGCGGUAUAUUAUCCAGAACCAGGGGGCUAUUCUGGAUGAGUUUGUUGGUGGUGGUGAUGUUGAUGUUGAGACUGUGCGAAAGUUGCGGACUGGUGUUGAGACGGCGGCGUCAUCGGAGGGGCUGACGCUCGAGUGUCUCAGUGUUAAAAUUGGACAGGCAAAUUUGAGGAGUUUGGCUUUGUUUGAGGGGCUUGGCUUUGAGAGGGUUUCUGCUGAGCCCAAUUUCUUUGGGGAGUUCGAGUUGCGCAAGGCGGAUUUGAGUCUAGGUGGUGUGGAUGCGGCGCUUGAGGGGGCGAAGGUGCGAGGGUUUAUUGCUUUGCCUUAUGAGAGAACAGAAUAG
Penicillium concentricum is the source of this 774-nucleotide messenger RNA. RefSeq lists its product as uncharacterized. Lineage: Eukaryota; Fungi; Ascomycota; Eurotiomycetes; Eurotiales; Aspergillaceae. The record is from RefSeq and is a predicted model, not a curated record. The transcript is spliced from 3 exons. Gene Ontology annotation, molecular function: N-acetyltransferase activity. Gene Ontology annotation, biological process: protein acetylation. Bases 1 to 774 code for a protein of 257 amino acids.